AUGGUGAAAGUCUGUACCUCGACAUUCCCGACGUGUCCAAUGUGCAAGAGUAUCUGUAGUCAUGACCUCGAGACGGGAGAAAUUAUAGGUCCUGGAGAGACCCAUUUGCAGAUGAUGCAACAAACACAAGAGGCAAAAGAAGAACUGCGUCGACAACGAGAAGAAGCACAUCAGCAUCGUAUGCAAUACUGGGCGACGUUAGCUGGACAGCAAGAAAACUCUCAUGGUCAAGCGCCGAAGACGAAGCGAGCGCUUGGAUUUGGAAGACCAAGCGAAGCCACACAUUCAUCCAGCUCAAAUACUACACCUGCAACCAGUGCAGGAGACCAGGACGCUGCUGCAUUGGCUCGUUUUAAGGAUCUAGAUCCAUCAGUGAUGGACGUUGAAUGGCUUUCUACGUGGCAUCGCAAAGCCAAGCAAGAUCACAUAUUCGCCAAAGCUUUACUUCGGUUCGGCAGUCUUUAUGCUGGGGACUUUCACGCAAUAACCAAGAGCUUGGACGGCCUGGGUGAAUUGAUUUAUACCAACGGUGGACGUUAUGCUGGUCAGUGGAAACAAAACCAGCGACAUGGCAAAGGAAUCUAUCAAGGUGCCGAUGGUUACGAGUACAUUGGUGACUGGGUGGAUGGGAGAAAACAUGGCGUGGGGGUCCUGACUUUAUCUAGCGGGGAACGCUACGUCGGUCACUUUGAAAAUGGCAAAUUUCAGGGUAUCGGCGUUUUUUUCGCAGCGAAUGGAGAUCGAUAUCAAGGUCAAUUUCAAGACAAUCGUCCGAACGGGUUUGGCAAGUUCAAGAAAGUCGCUGGAGAUCGAUAUAUCGGGCAUACUAUUGACGGUCUUGCAUAUGGGGUGGGAACUCUUAGCACAGCAGACGGCGAAGUCUACAAAGGACACUGGGAAAAGGAUUUCCGUCACGGUAGUGGUGUUUGCUUUUAUCCUAAUGGUGCUGUCUACUCUGGAGGCUGGUGGCGUGGAAGAUGGAGUGGGAACGGGAUCUACGUUUCCAGUGAAGGUAUCAAAUAUAUUGGCGAGUUCUCGAAAGGCAAACAGCACGGCAAAGGCAAAUUAUUCUUCGAUAAUGGCGACGUAUUCGAGGGAUACUUCGUUCACGGUGUAGCCGAAGGAUCAGGCAAGACAAAAGGGGUCUAUCGUUUUUUCGAUAGUGGGAAUAUGUAUGUCGGCGACUGGGUUGCCAAUAAACGUCAUGGGCGUGGCACGUACACAUUCUCCGGAGGUAGCAGCUAUACUGGGACGUUUAACAACGACCAUGUUGAAGGCCGAGGGACUAUGACGUACUCGAAUGGAAACGUAUAUAAAGGAGAGUUCUUGAACGCUGAGAAACACGGUCAAGGUGUCUAUCGGUGGCGAGAUGGGAGCGUAUACGAAGGGCAGUUUAUGCAUGGAUUGAUCCGAGGUUCCGGCAAAAUAUUGUAUGCUACUGGACAUUCGUAUGAGGGACAAUGGCUUGAUAACAAGAAACACGGCAAAGGGAGAUUCGUUUACCGGAACGCAGACAUUUACGACGGUGAAUGGCGCGCUGAUCGACGCCAUGGGUACGGGGUGUUUACGUGGAAUCCUAACACUAUCCAACAGGAGAAAUACGAAGGGAUGUUGGAUGAUGAGCGACGUCAUGGCAAAGGCAAGUAUUAUUAUGCGAACGGUACUGUGUACGAAGGUGACUGGAACUAUGGCAAGCGUGACGGAAUGGGAACUUUCACGUGGCCUUGUGGCGAUGUAUACAGUGGCCAAUUUGUCGACGAGAUGCAACAUGGGUUUGGGAGCUUCUUUUGUGCUUCGUCGGGUGAUACAUACGAAGGCGAAUGGGUCAUGAAUGUACGUGAGGGACACGGCAAAGUAACGUACGCUUCCGGAAAAGCGUUCGAAGGCACAUUUCAUGAAGGUAGACGUCACGGGGCUGGCGUUAUGACUUACAGCAAUGGCAACAGCUAUCAUGGGGUAUGGAAUCGUGAUUUAAAACAAGGUGGCGGAAGAUACGUACUUCAUGUUGCAAGCGAGGAUACUGGAAACGCUAAGAAACAGAAAGAAGCACUGAAAGUCCGUGUGUUCGGCUACUAG
This is a messenger RNA of Phytophthora infestans T30-4, 2076 nucleotides long. Its product is annotated as radial spoke head protein, putative. The record is from RefSeq and is a predicted model, not a curated record. The transcript has a single exon. The coding region runs from base 1 to 2076 and encodes 691 amino acids. Lineage: Eukaryota; Oomycota; Peronosporomycetes; Peronosporales; Peronosporaceae.